Molecule: messenger RNA, 1492 nt
Organism: Serpula lacrymans var. lacrymans S7.9
Lineage: Eukaryota; Fungi; Basidiomycota; Agaricomycetes; Boletales; Serpulaceae
Exons: 4
Coding region: 551-1492 (313 amino acids)
Source: RefSeq, a predicted model, not a curated record
GCCGUGCCGUUCUUUUUCAGACCACCCACAGACCCCAUACCCCUCUAAAAACAAUGUACAAGAGGAAAGCCUCAGCCUCAGGCAUUGAAACUUCUACAUGCGACUCUAAACGGCCUCGCUACUGGUUGAGGAUGAACAGAGACACCAAUCUUGCUACUCAGUCCACCAGCUCGCACAACUACCAUGGUGUAAAAGCCACACCUAUUCCACCUGAUAUUGAUGAUGGUCAAGUUUCCACCAGCACAAAGGACAGGCAAAUUUGGUCAGAGGCUGAGGAAGUUGGGUUGAUUGCGUAUAUAACUAGCAAGCGAAGUGAGGGUGGAGAUGGGAUGAAUUUCCCAAAGAAAUUCUGGCCAAAGGCUGCUGUGGAAUUCAAUCAGAAUAUACAAAAGGAUCAUGUAGUUGGCCCUGCAAAGGAAGGCAAGCACUGCUCUAGCAAAUGGGGAAGGUUGUGAUCUACCUACAAACUCAUCAAAGCGUUAUCAGAGCAAUUGGGCUUUCAUUGGGAUGAUACUAAUGGUGCAGAUAUCACAAUUGAAAGAAACACUGUAUGGGAGGAUACCUCAAGAAAAACCCUGGUGUCAAGGGUUUUUGCAACAAGGGUUGGGUCCAUUUCAAAGCAAUGGACAAUCUCAUAUCUGGGCGUCAUGCCAAGGGAGCAAAUGCAUUUUGCCCUUCUCUCAUUCCUACCUCUGUAUCUAGUUUUCCUAUAUCUACCAAUGCCCCAAAUUCUUUGUUGUCCAUAUCCGGUAGUUCCCUGCCCUUUCCCCCACAAACGCCUAGGAGUGAUCAACCAUAUCCCAACAACAAUCCUCACCUCACCAUGCCAACUAUUCCUGCUGGCCUGCGUGGUGCAGAAAGUCCCAACAUGCAGCGCAGUGAUGCCGGUGUGAGCGACUGGCUUAUUGGGCUGCCAUCUCCCAAAUCACUGCCCCCUCCUACCAAUAUGUCACCAGUUAUGUCCGGUGGGUCUUCCAGUAGCAAGCAAAAAGAAAGUACCUCAGAUGCGGAUGUGGAUGUGAUGUCAACUGCCACUUGCAGCAAGGGCACAGGAGUUACUGUGCAUAGUCGCAGUUCUAAAACCCCUCGUGUAGCUGCAAAUACAAUGACCACCAAUGCCCUAACUGGGUUGAAUGAUACGCUGGGUCAGAUUGUACCUAUAAUGAAGGGGAUAACUGACACUAUUUGUAAUGAGCUGGAUACCUUGUCUACGAGACAAGACAGUUCUUCCACUGUUAUACCCUCAUCUGCACCUGGGACAUCUGUUACCACCCCCUCCUCUUUCAUUUCCCGCUACCAAUUCGACAUUGCUAAACAGGCCUCCCAUAUACAAAGAGGUAUCGCUAUCCAAGCACUACAAGAACUUGACUAUGAGCUUGGGAUUCCCAAGCAGGUUGAAGUCCUUCGUAUCUUUGAGCACAAAAUGGGGGUGGGCAUGGAUCAGCUCCAUCACAAGAUCUGUGUGGUAUUUACUUCUGCUGGUACAAUAUGA